GAAGGGCAGUGCUUGUAACCACGCUCGUACCUGUGAUCAGCAAACACAUCGACCCUGUGCUUUUUCUUCCCCAUUAGGUACUUCUGCGGCCACCUGGGGGUGUAUCGGCGUGAGGCCCGGCUAGCAGCAAGAUGAACGCACGGGGAGGAGGUGCCCGCUGGGUUGGACGCUCGCUAGCUGAAAGCUGAAGCGUGGUCACCUGUUGGUCUCCAGCCCAUGCAGAGCACAGCAGGAUGCGGGUGACCAUGAGGCGGGUGCUGCUGGCGGUGGGCUCGGUGGUCGCCCUGAUGGUGACUCUGCACCUUGGCCAGCAGGUCCUGGAGUGCCAGCAGGUCCUGAACAAGAGGAGGCACCGGCUGAUGAGGCCGGAGCACGAGGAGCUGGUCAUGAUGGACUCCAACCACGUCGAGUACCGCUACAGCAAGGAGAUGCCCCUGAUAUUCAUCGGCGGCGUCCCCCGGAGCGGCACGACGCUGAUGAGGGCCAUGCUGGAUGCCCACCCCGAGGUGCGCUGCGGGGAGGAGACCCGCAUCAUCCCCCGCGUGCUGGCGAUGCGGCAGGCCUGGUCCAAGUCGGGCCGGGAGAAGAUGCGCCUGGACGAGGCGGGGGUGACGGACCAGGUCUUGGACGCUGCCAUGCAGGCCUUUAUACUGGAGGUGAUCGCCAAGCACGGCGAGCCGGCCAGGUAUUUGUGUAACAAGGACCCCUUCACGUUGAAGUCCUCCGUCUACCUGUCCAGGCUGUUCCCCAACUCCAAGUUCCUCCUGAUGGUUCGAGACGGCCGGGCUUCGGUGCACUCCAUGAUCACGCGGAAAGUGACGAUCGCGGGCUUUGACCUCAACAGCUACCGGGACUGCCUGACCAAGUGGAACAAAGCAAUCGAGGUGAUGUACUCCCAGUGCCUGGAGAUCGGGCGGUCCCGCUGCCUGCCCGUCUACUACGAGCAGCUGGUGCUGCACCCCGAGCAGUCCAUGCAUGCCAUCAUGAAGUUCCUGGACAUCUCCUGGAGCGACGCCGUGCUGCACCACGAGGAGCUGAUCGGGAAGCCCGGCGGAGUGUCCCUUUCCAAGAUAGAAAGAUCAACGGACCAGGUCAUCAAGCCGGUGAACAUGGAGGCGUUAUCGAAAUGGAUCGGGCACAUCCCGGGGGACGUGCUGCAGGACAUGGCCCACAUAGCCCCCAUGCUCGCCAGGCUGGGCUACGACCCGUACGCCAACCCGCCCCACUACGGCCAGCCGGACCCGCUGGUUGUCAACAACACGCACAGAGUUUUAAAAGGGGAAUAUAAAACGCCAGCCAACUUGAAGGGGCACCUGCAGGUGAUGCAGAACACAUCAUCUUCUCACUAAUGAAAUUAAUGACUUCCAGGCUGCUGCGGACAGCGCCAGGAGGCUGUGGCAGGAGGCCGUGUCUGGAGGCCGGCUGGGUGCUGGCAGCACAGCC
Messenger RNA from Oxyura jamaicensis (ruddy duck), 1443 nucleotides. RefSeq names its product tyrosylprotein sulfotransferase 2 (gene TPST2). Gene Ontology annotation, cellular component: Golgi apparatus. Gene Ontology annotation, molecular function: protein-tyrosine sulfotransferase activity. The transcript is spliced from 6 exons. NCBI's taxonomy places the organism in Eukaryota, Metazoa, Chordata, Aves, Anseriformes, Anatidae. The record is from RefSeq and is a predicted model, not a curated record. Bases 234 to 1349 code for a protein of 371 amino acids. Gene Ontology annotation, biological process: peptidyl-tyrosine sulfation.